Messenger RNA from Orbilia oligospora ATCC 24927, 1587 nucleotides. RefSeq lists its product as uncharacterized. The record is from RefSeq and is a predicted model, not a curated record. Gene Ontology annotation, molecular function: aldehyde dehydrogenase (NAD+) activity. Bases 1 to 1587 code for a protein of 528 amino acids. The transcript is spliced from 3 exons. NCBI's taxonomy places the organism in Eukaryota, Fungi, Ascomycota, Orbiliomycetes, Orbiliales, Orbiliaceae.
AUGGCCUCCGAAUCAAUUUAUAGGAUGUGGGUUGGUGGUGAGAUGGUAGAUGGAAGAGGGGAUAUUAUUCCGGUCGAAGACCCUUCCACAGGGGAAAUAUUUGCACAAUGCCAUUCUGCUUCCCUCGCGGACGUCUCUGAUACGGUCCAGGCGGCCCAUGAUUCUUUCCGGUCUGGUGUCUGGUCCCACAAGUCUCGCCAUGAACGUGCCGAUGUCCUCGAAAAAGCAGCCGAGCUUCUUACGAAAAGCCUACCGGAACUUAUCCCAAUUGAAGUCCGCCAAACCGGCCGCGUGAUUCGGGAAAUGAAUGCUCAAGUUCCGUCUCUUGUUCGUUGGUUUAAAUACUAUGCCGCUCUACUCCGUACUGAAGAACGGUCCGUGCUGCCAACUUCGGGCAAACUACAUAAUUGGAUUGAUAGAAAGCCCCUAGGGGUGGUCGUCCAGAUUACACCAUUCAAUCAUCCACUUCUCAUCGCUGUUAAGAAACUCGCCCCGGCUUUAGCUGCAGGCAAUUCUGUCAUCCUAAAACCUAGUGAGCUUACGCCAUUAACUUCUUUACUCCUUGGGAGGGUCUUGAAGGAAGCAGGUCUUCCAAAUGGUGUCUUCUCCGUUCUUCCGGGAUACGGUCCCAUCACCGGAAAAGCGCUUGUCUCCCACCCAUUGGUUCGUAAAGUUGACGUUACGGGCGGAACGGAAGCCGGAAAAAGAAUAGGUGAGAUUGUCGGGGGCAAUCUAGCGAAGUAUACUGCUGAACUGGGAGGCAAGGCACCCGUCAUAGUAUUUGAGAAGGCUGAUAUCACGGCAGCGGUAAAUGGGGUUGCGUUUGGGGCAUUUGUUGCAAGUGGACAGACUUGCGUAGCAGCUACGAGGAUUGUUGUUGAAAACAGUAUACUAGAGAAUUUUAAUACCUCUCUCGUUGAAAAGGCGACAUCAAUAAUGAAACGGAUGGGAGACCCUAAAAAUCCAGAAUCGAUGAUGGGUCCACUCAUUUCCUCUAGCCAAUUGACAAACGUCUCGAAACUUGUGAAUGAGGCCAUUGACAGUGGGAAAGCACAUGCAGUUAUUGGAGGUGAAAGGAUGCAUGGCAAAAGCCCACUCGACGGGUUUAGUUACGACAACGGAUACUUCUACCCGCCUACAAUCCUUAUCUCUCCUGGCACUCAGAUCACGCAGAACCCAGUUACCGGUGAUGCCACAAUCUUAUCAACCCAAAUCUGGACGAAAGAAGCAUUCGGGCCCGUCAUAGUGGUAGUGGGCUUCAACGAUGAACAAGAAGCUAUUCACCUUGCAAAUGAUAGCGAUUUCGGACUCGGUGCUGCGAUAUGGACUAAGGACCUAAGUCAGGCUUUUAGGGUUUCAGAGGAGAUUGACUCCGGGAUUGUGUGGAUUAAUACUCAUCAUAGGAACGACCCUAGUAGCCCGUGGGGAGGUACAAAAGGUCCUAGCGGUGUGGGGAGCGAGAAUGGAAUUGACGCAUACUAUGCAUAUUCGAAGACAAAAAGCACGAUUGUGAACUAUGCGUCGAAGGAAGAGAUGAGAGCGGAUGACUGGUUCCGAGAAGGCAAUGAAAACGUAAGAUACGGUUAG